AUGCCGACCACCGGCCACCAUCACCCAGAGCCGCUCGAGAUCCACCUCGAGUCGAACGACCUCGUUCUUCGCGGCUUCACCGGCGACGAGUUCGAGCCGGCGACCCUCAACGGCGAGCUCAUCCUCAACCUGUCGCACGCGACCGACCUCAAGGAGGUGUCGCUCGUCUUUACCGGCGCCGCCAAGGUGAGCUGGCGCGACUCGUCGACUCACCACCACGACCACCCGCUCUUCUUCCACGACUUCAACUUCCUCAACCCGUCGUCGCACACGAGCCGCGAGGACUCGAAGAAGGAGCACCACCACGUCCACACGCUCAAGGCCGGCCGUCACGUCUUUCCCUUUUCCCUCACCGUCCCCGGCUCGCUCCCGGCCAGCCUGCGCACCUACUCGGGCACGGGCAUCAUCGAGUACAAGCUCAAGGCGAUCGCGCAACGCCCGGGCUUUACCGCCGCCGACUGGAAGGCGCGCAAGGUCGUCCGCAUCUCGCGCAGCUUUGGCGCCGACGCCGUCGAGUUCAACCAGACGCUCGAGAUCGAAAACACGUGGCCCGGCAAGGUCAUGUACUCGUUCACCUUGCCGCACAAGGCGUACGCCGCGGGCGACACGAUCCCGGUCGCCGUCAAGUUCUCGCCGCUCGCCAAGGGCAUCCGCAUCGUGUCGCUCAUCACGACGAUCCGCGAGCACACGACCGUGUACUCGAAGAGCUCGACCCACUCGGAG
Rhodotorula graminis WP1 is the source of this 723-nucleotide messenger RNA. RefSeq lists its product as uncharacterized. Gene Ontology annotation, molecular function: protein-macromolecule adaptor activity; ubiquitin protein ligase binding. Lineage: Eukaryota; Fungi; Basidiomycota; Microbotryomycetes; Sporidiobolales; Sporidiobolaceae. The record is from RefSeq and is a predicted model, not a curated record. The annotation marks the transcript as partial. The transcript is spliced from 3 exons. Gene Ontology annotation, biological process: ubiquitin-dependent endocytosis. Gene Ontology annotation, cellular component: cytoplasm; cytosol; plasma membrane.